AUGUUCACUCCGCAGAAGAAUCCAUGGUCGUCGACCGACCGGAAGGGAAAGGGCAUAGCUUUUGCCGACGAAAUCACCACACCUUCUCCGCCAACAAGUCUCCGCCGGGAGGAUGAUUGGCGGAAGUUCAAAGAGGUUGGGUUGCUCGACGAAGCCUCUCUGGAAAGUAAAGACAUUGAUGCUCUCUUAGAGAAGAACCUAAAGCUUGAAAAAGAGCUGUUUGAUUACCAACAUAACAUGGGGCUUCUGCUAAUUGAGAAGAAGAAGUGGACUUCGGAAAAUGAAGAACUCAAGCAAGCAUUUGAUGAAGUUAACGAGAUGCUCAAACGUGAAAGGACGUCAAAUUUGAUUGCUUUAAACGAAUCUGAGAACAGAGAGGAGAAGCUGAGGAAAGCUUUGAUCUCCGAGAAGCAAUUUGCAGCUGAGCUUGAAAGAGAUUUGAAGUAUUUGCAACAAGAACACUCUGAGGUGAAGUCUACUUCUGAGGCAAAGUUAGCUGAAGCAAAUGCUUUGGUUUUGGGUAUUAAGGAUCAUUCUUUAGAGGUGGAUAGAAAGAGAGCUGUUGCUGAAGAAAAGCUUGCAGUGAUUAGUCGAAAGAGUUCUGAGUUAGAAAGGAAGCUAAAGGACGUGGAGACCCGUGAGAAGAUUCUCAAAAGGGAUCAUCUUUCUCUUGUUACAGAACGAGAAGCACAUGAGGCAGUGUUCUACAAGCAGAGAGAAGACCUAACGGAAUGGGAGAAGAAGCUAACGGUUGAAAAAAGUAGUUUGUCUGAAGCUAAAAGAAGUGUUAACCAUGUAGAAGAAAGAAAUACUGAAAGUGAAAGAGCUAUCAAGAAGAAGGAGAUGGCACUUGGAGAGAUGCAGCAAAAGAUUGAUAUUGCUAAGUCAGAGUUAAAAGAGAGAGAAGAAGCCAUAAACGCUAUGCUGAACGAUAUUUCUAUGAAGGAAAAAGAAUUUGAGGCCAUGAAGACUAAGGUUGAUAUGAAGGAGAAGGAGCUCCAUGAGCUUGAGGAGAAACUUAUUGUGAGGGAGCAGAUUGAGAUUGGGAAGGUCCUUGAUGAUCAGAAGGCUGUUCUAGAUUCCAGAAGGCAGGACUUUGAAAUGGAGCUUGUACAGAUGAGAAUAUCCCUUGAUGAAGAACUUGAGAAAAAGAAAGGUGAAAUUGAGCAGCUGCAAGUUGAGAUGAGCCACAAGGGAGAGCAGCUGGGGAAGAGAGAGGAGAGUGUGAAGGAAAAAGAGAAGGAUCUUGAAGCAAGAGAAAAAGCUGUAAAAACCGAAGAGAAAAAGCUGCAUAUGGAAAACGAGCGGUUGCUCGAAGAUAAGGAAAGUCUGCGUAAACUAAAAGAGGAGAUUGAAGAGAUCGGGGAUGAGACAACAAAGCAGGAGUUGAGGAUUCGCAAAGAACAUGAGAGUCUCAAGAUAACGAAAGAAGAGAGACUCGAGUUUCUAAAGCUGCAGUCUGAACUGAAGGAGCAGAUAGAUAGAGUUAAGCAAGAUCAGGAGUUGCUCGUGAAGGAACGCGAAGAACUGAAACAAGACAAGGGGAGAUUUGAGAAAGAGUGGGAAGCAUUGGAUGAGAAGAAGGCUGACAUAAGUAGAAAGCAAAAGGAAGUUACUGAAGAUAAGAUAAAGAAGGAGUUGGACGAUGUUGAAGAUCUUGAAAAGCAGAGAAGGAAUCUUGACAUGGAGAAAGAGAUGGAAGAAUUGCAGUACGAGAAGCUUGCUCUGAAGCAGCAAAGAGAAGAAAUUUCUAUCGAGAAGAAGAAGUUGGAAAAACAGUUUAGUGAUUUGUUCAAGGACGUCGAUCAGGUAGAUGAAGUUAGAAUCUCUUUGAAGGAGCAACGAGACGAGUUAUGCAGUGCAAGGGAGCGUUUCGUAGUAUUUCUGAGAGACAUAAAGAUCUGCGAUGUCUGUUCCGUAAAAUUCAAGAAGUUCAUUCACCCUAAUCGAGUAGCCGACAAACUUUCCGAAGAUAGCAAAAGCACAUCUUUGAUUGCUACACUCGCUGCGGCCAAGCAACCUGAGGAUUCUGUGCAUACAUCUUACAUUGAGACACUCAGGCGAGUGGCAGGCAAAGAUCAUGAACCAUCUGCUUCCGAACAGAGUUUCACAGAGAGUAAAAUAAAUGGAGGUCAUGAAGUUUCCUUGCAAUCAGAGUCAAAGAGUGGUAAACCUAGACGUGGUAGAGCUAAGGGUAAGUCUGUUAGAGGAAGGUCGAAGGCAACAGAAGCUGCGUCUAGAGAUUCAAAACCAUCUGAGGCUGAAACUCCAAGGAAGCGACAACGUGAACAUGUUUCUAGAAUGACAGAAAGUGAACACGCAGCUGGUGAUAGCGAUGAUGGUGUAGACAGUAUCGCAACUGGUGGACGUAGGAAGAAGAGACAGACAGUGAUUCCAGUCUCUCAGACGCUUGGUCAAAGCCGAUAUUAUCUCAGGAGACAUAGAAAUGUAGGAACAGAAGAAGAUAAAGCACAAGCAUCAACAGGUGCCAUGGAGAAACAAGAGAGUGAUAUCAGAACAGUUCCAAGUCCAGAGGAUAAUCUUACUCCACCACAAGUUGAGAACAGGCAAAAUGGUAAAGCUGAAAUAUUAGUGGAGACGGUAACAGUAACACAGAAGGAGAUUGUUGAGGUUGAAGAAGAGACUGAGUUCAAGGAUAACAAUAUGGUAAAGACGCCAGUCAAAGAUCAACAGUUCAGAGCUGAAAGAAAAGAGCAUGGUGAAGAGGAUAAAAAUGGGAAUUUUAGCAUGAUCCAAGAAGAAAAUGAAGAAGAAGAAGGAGAGGAAACAGAGCGUCCAGGUGAAGCUUCCAUAGGAAAGAAGAUUUGGGUCUUUUUCACUACCUAA
This is a messenger RNA of Microthlaspi erraticum, 2847 nucleotides long. Lineage: Eukaryota; Viridiplantae; Streptophyta; Magnoliopsida; Brassicales; Brassicaceae. The record is from the annotation of a GenBank genome assembly.